UCGCAUCUCGACUCUCGUCUCGUACUCGUUUGGGGCCCCGUGGAACGGCGACUGGGAGACUCGAAGACUGCGUAGUGCCGACCCUGGGGGGGGGGGGGCGAGCGGGGCAGGCGCCCCGGGCCCCCGAUUCCUAGGGGCCCCUCCCCAUGUAUGUACAAGGUAGGUACAGGAGACGUAUUUCCACCGUAUACUCACGUCAGGCAGGUAAAAUCGACUCAUCAGUCAGCGCUGCGCGCAUCGCGAGAGUUCGCGCGAGACUGCGACUCCUCGUUUUGGCAAGUUCCCAUCAAUACUGCCUGCGACUCCUCGCGGCCCGCGCUCGUCUAUUCUCGUUUUGCAUUGCAUCUGCAUCGCAUCUCGACUCUCGUCUCGUACUCGUUUGGGGCCCCGUGGAACGGCGACUGGGAGACUCGAAGACUGCGCCGCCGCGCCGGCUGCCGGCGACCACAGACGUACGACGCUACCACGGCAACAUGCCGGCCGCCGGGACACCAAUACUCCAAUAUUUCAUCACGUCACAACAAGUCAGCAAGGAGGGAGUUCGAUCAGCCAAUCUCAUCUCUCGUGCAGCGUAGGAAUCAUGAACAAACCACUAUAGCAACCAGCACAAAAACACUAUCAUAUCGUCUAGAAAAUAUCCUUCAGGCAGUGAGAAAAGAAAGAAGAGGAAACAAACAGAUGAGUUUAUAGGAUCACAGAUAGGAGCCCUUGACAAAUUUUUUAGAGUAAUUCGAGCACUUCAAGAAAUCCAGAUGAGUUGGCUAUAAUUGUUAUGAAUUUCUUGUUAUGAAUAUUUUUUGGAUGCAUCUUGAGUGUAUUGGUAAUAUUAUAUAUAUAUAUAUAUUUUAAUAAUAAUAAUUAUUAUUAAAAGGGCCCCCGUUUUAAGUUUUGCCCCGGGCCCCCGAUAUCUCAG
Messenger RNA from Phragmites australis (common reed), 913 nucleotides. RefSeq lists its product as uncharacterized. The transcript has 3 exons. The record is from RefSeq and is a predicted model, not a curated record. Bases 151 to 690 code for a protein of 179 amino acids. Lineage: Eukaryota; Viridiplantae; Streptophyta; Magnoliopsida; Poales; Poaceae.